AGAGGCAGUUGUUCACUAAGAAUACAGAGAGAGUGCAAGAAUACCAUUUCUUAUUAGAAGAAAAUUUAAUUAGGUGCCAUUAUCCCUUUUUAUAAGAAGAAAGCAGUUGGUAAAAUUAUGUCAGUUCUGUACAUUAACUACAUUUAGUAAUAUAAUCCAAAUAAGUGUUGCAUAUUUUAGUUUUCACAUCACUGUUCCCAUCUGGUAGGUGAUACCUGUACCAAUGCAUUGAGCCUGAAAUUCACAGUCAGAUUCCUGUGACUGAAUCUGAAGAUGUAAGGAUCAUGACUGCAAAUGUGGUUUGCCUUGGAACAUUCUCUGCAGUGAAGACACUUUGGGAAGUGAGAAUACACAAGAUAAAUGAAGAAUUACAGAAAGAAAAGGAGUUCAGACAGAGGUCUGCAGGAAGGCUAUUGCUUGUCUGGGAGGAGAGAGCUGCUUUAGCAAAGCUCAAAGAAAAGGUUAUUAAUGAAGGUGGAAGAGCAAUUUUAAGGAUAGAGGAAGAAGAAUGGAAGACACUACCUUCAUGCUUACUGAAACUACUCCAUCUCCAGGAAUGGCAGCUUCAUAGAACUAGUUUGCAGAAAAUUCCUCAGUUCGUCGGAAGAUUUCACAAUCUUGUUGUCCUGGAUCUAUCCCGGAACUCAAUUGAAAGUGUACCUAAGGAAAUUGGCCAGCUGACUAGCCUGCAAGAGCUGCUGCUCAGUUACAACAGAAUAAAGUCUGUUCCUAAGGAAAUAAGCAGCUGCGUCAGUUUGGAAAGAUUGGAGCUGGCUGUCAACAGGAAUAUCUGUGAUCUUCCUCCUCAGCUCAGUGAUUUAAAGAAGCUUUCACAUGUAGAUUUGUGCAUGAAUCAAUUUACUGCCAUCCCUUCAGCUCUCCUCAACAUGCCGAAUCUAGAAUGGUUAGAUAUGGGAGGAAAUAAACUCCAGGAGCUUCCUGAUGCAAUUUACAGAAUGGAAAAUCUCCACACUUUAUGGCUCCAAAGGAAUGAGAUAAACUCGUUGCCAGAAACCAUUGGUAAUAUGAAGAAUCUUAGUACUCUUGUUCUUAGCAACAACAAACUAAAAGAUAUUCCAGUUUGUAUGAAGGACAUGGCAAACCUGAGAUUUGUCAACUUUAGAGACAACCCACUGGAGUUAGAAGUAACACUCCCUCGGUGUGAAAAUAAAGAGGAGGAGGAGGAACAGGAAAUGUUUGGUAUUGAAUUCAUGCACCUGUAUAUCCAGGAGUCACUCAAGAAAACAGGAAAUCUGGAAAGUUGUACUUCUGGUUCUUCCCUAAAUGCUAAUGAAUAAAGCAGGUAACUGUGGAAGAAGCUAACAAUUUGACUUCUUCCUAGCAAAAAGGCCUACAACAGGUUUAAAAUUUUCUUACAGAUUUUAUUUUUCAGCUGAUGAGAAUUGGUGUGAGUAUUUGUAAUUCCCAGUGAACCUGGGAAAUAAAAACCUUUUCCUGGGUACAGGAUACAUGAAGCCACCUCUCUCUUAUCACUCUUAGAACAUUUUGGUGCAGGCUCUUCAUUUUCUCUAUCAUAGCAAGCAUCUCAAAGCAAGAU
Molecule: messenger RNA, 1558 nt
Organism: Dryobates pubescens (Downy woodpecker)
Lineage: Eukaryota; Metazoa; Chordata; Aves; Piciformes; Picidae
Gene: LRRC39
Product: leucine rich repeat containing 39
Exons: 8
Coding region: 285-1298 (337 amino acids)
Molecular function (GO): protein binding
Source: RefSeq, a predicted model, not a curated record